Daldinia vernicosa is the source of this 734-nucleotide messenger RNA. RefSeq names its product EF-hand. Bases 129 to 611 code for a protein of 160 amino acids. Gene Ontology annotation, molecular function: calcium ion binding; enzyme regulator activity. The transcript is spliced from 6 exons. NCBI's taxonomy places the organism in Eukaryota, Fungi, Ascomycota, Sordariomycetes, Xylariales, Hypoxylaceae. The record is from RefSeq and is a predicted model, not a curated record.
UAUAACCGUUGUAGGCCCCUUUCCCAUUGUCAAAUCAAUUCCUUUUGGCGAUCACCGAAUUAUCACCAGUAUAUCUUAGACUUCGAUACAUCAACCUUUCUGUUGAAGAUUUAAGCUAGAAAUACAAAAUGGCUCGAAAACUAUCACCGGAGGAAAUCCAAGUCUUCAAAGAGCUCUUUGACUCAUAUGACACAGAUAAGGGCGGCAAUAUAACUGUGGAAGAAUUUGCGAAAGUAAUGUCCCAGAGUCCUGGAAAACAGCCGACAGCAGAAGAAGUGCAGCAAAUCGUCAAGGAGGUUGAUCUCGACGGUGAUGGAACUAUCAACUUCAAUGAGUUUAUCACGAUGAUGACAGGACAGACGUACCCUCCAGUGGACGAUGAGGUUGACUACGCUAAAGCGUGGAAGCAAUAUGAGCCCUCCCUCAAGGGCUCAAUUACACAAAGUCAAUUCCGGCAACUCGUAGCGGGAUUAGGAGAGCCUAUCGGCGACGUUGAAAUUGAUCGAAUAAUCAAUAACGUCGAUGGAGAAGGCAAGAUCACCUUCCAAGAGUUUGAAACUUUCAUGAAGAAUAGGAAGCUGGUGGAUGAUAUUGUGAAGGGUUAUCAGUGAUCAGCUUCAUAUAAUGCCGCACAUGGCUAACAGUGAUGGAUUAAUGUAUGGUAUUGAUGGUUCGAAGGCUAUCUUUUGGCGGUGUUGUUAUCACUGCUCCCGUCGAAGGAAGAAAAUCUACGU